GCCAUUUCGUAUCACCUAUGUCGCUAAUGUAUGGUUAUAAUACCGUAUGUAAUAAUACGGAUUAAGAUGGCUAGAUUUUGAUUCGAAGACUGCAUCAAGUAAGAUAAGCAUUUUCUCGUGCAUUCGUAAAACCAAUGUUUUGUAAAAUAAUAAACCUAGGAGGUAAUUUAGCACAGUAUCGUUUAAUGAAUAUCGUUAGAAAAUGUAUAAGUGAGACAUAUUGGAAUGCAACGAACUUAGUCGAUCACAUACGUCUCAUCAAACGAUUUCGUGGUUUUUUUCAAUCUAUACGAGACAGAGGAAAAUCAACAUUUUGAUUAAUAUUAAAUUUAAAUAAUUUUUAUAGGUAAGUGAGUUAUAAUCAUGGUUGAAAAUACUAAUCAUUGUGUCCUGAAAUGGUCAGGUCAUCCAGGAUAUGUAACCGAAAGAUUCAGUGAGUUAUUGGCAAGUCAAGCACUCGUAGACAUUACUCUUAUGUGUGAAGAUCAAAAGCUUCGUGUGCAUAAACUGGUUUUAGCUUCCAAUAGCACAUACUUUGAGAAAAUACUGCAACAAGACCUGGGACAAGAACCUAUAAUCUUACUCAGAGAUUUAAGUUUUAAAGUAUUGAAGGCGAUGGUUGAAUUUAUGUAUUGCGGAGGAACGACUAUAUCUCAUGAAAAUUUGCCAUCUUUGUUAACUGCUUCAAGAAUUUUCAAAGUAAAGGAGUUAACAUGUAUAAUAGACACGGUAAUGAAAACAAAAAAUUAUAACAACACUAAUGAAAGCGUAACUCUAUUGCAUAAAAGUGAUAAUGAAUUAUACGUAAAAAAUAAUAAUAACCUUGAAAAAUAUUGUUGCGUUAACGCAAAAAAUGAUCUAACUAGUACAAAACAUAAUUUUGAUAAUACUUUUAAGCACACGUUAUACGAAGAUUCGUAUGAUAACGAAAGUACCAACGUACAACAGAAUAACUCUACGAAUACUUUAUUAACGGAAGAUUUUAAAGAAGAAACACAAGAUAAGUUGUGCGCUAUAUUAAUAAGGAACAAAGAAGGGAUAGAGAAUUGUAUGAAGAUGAGUAAUAAGAAAAAAAAAGACGAAAUUUUAGAUAUAUGUAAAAAUGAAGUAGAAUCUUCGUUAAGGGAGAAUUUAUUAAUGAAAGAUCAUAAAGAAAAUAUUCAAGACGAAUCAUAUAAUAAAUCAAUAUACGAGAAGGAAAGAUUAAAUAAUUACAUAAAAAUGAAUAAUGUUAAGAUAAAUGAUGAAACUUUAGAUAAAAGUAAAGAAAUUAAACCUUUAUUAUAUGAACAGUGCUGUGAUGUUUUAGAUUUAACAGUAUCUAAGAAAUAUUCAACAACCUUGCCGCAGUGUGUCCAAGAUAUUAAAUUAGAUGCCACACAAAAUGUGAUCGACAAUACGCCUGAUAAAAUAGGUAAAUGUAUCAAAGUUUAUACGCAUAAAAAGCGUAAACCAGUGAUCAAUACAAAGAAUGAAUUAACGCAUCUAAACAAUUUGAUAUCAAAAUUAUCUUCUACUAAUUCUAUUGAUUUAUCGGAUAUGCAAUCUAGUAAUAGUAUACCGGUUACACUAUUAACACCCUUGGAUAUGGAUUGCGCCGAAUAUCAUUUUGGUUUGGAUAAUGAAUAUAUGCAAUCUGUGGCAGAAGGUAUGAUAAACGAGCAACGAUCGUUAAUGAAAUGUAAGGAUUUUAAUGAAAAUACUAAUAUCUUUAGUAUACAUAAAAAUAAUGUUAAUAAGAAAGAUUUUAAUUUUCAAGUCAUAAACGACAAAGUACAAAAAAUAGAAAAACCGGUUCUUAGAAGAAGCGUCAGAUUGAACCAACAAGAAAGUGAAGAUUUAACCAACAAUGCUAUAUCUUUAAAAAAAUCUAUAGUAACUAAGAAACUUUUAGAUAAAACUAAUAUUCCCAGCAAAAUGGAAUCUUUCUCUACAAGAAAACGUAAGAGAAAAAAAAAUAGUCGAAAAGCAAUGGAUCAAAACGUCAAUAAUAUUACACGAUAUAAUAAAAAAUGUUUUAACAAGCUGCACUCUACCAAAAAUUCUUCCAAAACUCAAAUCAAGAAGACCAUCAAUAAAUCCGACCAAAAAUCUAAAGCGAGUAACAAAGUUAAGUGCGAAAUGACGACGAACAAUAACGACAUAGAUAAGAUGAACAUAUCUAUGGAAUUGCCGUCUCAUUUCCAACAAAACAAUGUAGGACGAAUCAAUCGAGCUUUAUGGGGCGACAUGUCGGAUAUCAUAGAACAUAGCAGUGAUAUCAUGGAUUUAGCCGAUUACAGACCAAACGGUGAAAUCCCGUUUGCGGUUGGUUUGUUACCUUUGCGUACAGCGCUAGAAAGGAUGCAGGCAACACCGGAUUACCAACCACGUAAAACUCGCUCCUUUUUUGCACCAGUGAAACAAGAAAUAAAUAAUCCUCAUCAUCAUUAUCAUUAUCAUCAUCACAAGCGAAAAAAUUCCUCUUUGGAAUCUAAUGUCUUAGGUAAGAAGCAAAAUUUAAAAGGUAUUGUUCAGGAUAACAAAACCAAGACUGUUUGUCAUAUACAAAUAAGGGCAGCGCCUCCACAGUAUAUUAAACGUAAAAAAUUGUUUGCUGAACAUGUUACUAGUUUGGGAUCAGCGGCUACCUUUGUAAAUAGACAAUGACAAACAUUAAUCCAAAUUUUUAGUCAAAUUAAAAAUUUCGAACGCGUUUAAUCCUCUUUUCUUUUUUUAUGUAAUGCAUACAGUGCAUUAUGAGACGAUGUACAAAAUCAAAGAUUUUACAUAUGUAAUUAAUUGAACGAAUGUCUUUUUAUUUUUAAAUUUCUUUUUUCUUCUUCUUUUAAUUUUCUUUUUUUUUUUUUAUUUUAUUUCACUUCGUAAUUUUAUCGGAAUUAUCCAUCAGUACUUAUGUAAAGAAUUUAUUUAAAAAAUACAUACAUUGAAGAGCUUACAAUUAAAUACUGUAGUAAUGUAAAUAAUGAAUAUAUAUAAUUUUUGUAA
Polistes canadensis is the source of this 2988-nucleotide messenger RNA. RefSeq lists its product as uncharacterized. The transcript is spliced from 4 exons. NCBI's taxonomy places the organism in Eukaryota, Metazoa, Arthropoda, Insecta, Hymenoptera, Vespidae. The record is from RefSeq and is a predicted model, not a curated record. Gene Ontology annotation, molecular function: protein binding. Gene Ontology annotation, cellular component: nucleus. Bases 364 to 2649 code for a protein of 761 amino acids. Gene Ontology annotation, biological process: regulation of transcription by RNA polymerase II.